CUUUAGUUUUGCUCGUAUUCACAAUGACUUUGUUGCGCCACAAAUUUAGAACAAUACUAUCGACAAAGCAUACAUCUACCAUGAAAGUGGUAGAGAUGAAUUCCUCAUAAACGCGCAUAUGUUGCUGAUUUUAUAUUCAUAUCAACUUUUCUUGCUCCCUGUGGUGGCUGGAAUGCAAGACAUGGCGCUUUGGUUAACGAAUGAGGAAAAAGGAAAAAAGAUCACACAUGCCUUGAAAGGCUUCACAGGGGGACUUGGUAUCACUCCAAGGGAAUUAGUUUCCCAAUCUGAGUCUCUUGGUCCUCAUAAAUACUCCAUUAGUACUUUGCUCGUUCAGUCUGCCUGCGAAGAAAUGGGUGCAAUGUAUUCGGAAUUCAAGUUUAGCGGCGCUCUUUUAGACUUCCUAAAGGUGAGCCCAAACGCCCCGUCAGGCAUAAAAUCUGGAAGUCAAUUUACCGUGACAUUCGGACGAGAAUCUAGGGCUUAAGAUACCAAUUCGGGUUCUGUGUCAUAGUACGAUUGUGCGCCAUUGCCAAAUGGCACCGCACGGAGUGUCACAUGGUCAACUAUGGCACCGGUUGACACUGUACGGCUAGUGAUGCCUUUUUACAAUGAAUGGCUCGAUACAUUCAUUGCGAGUCAAAUAA
This is a messenger RNA of Aaosphaeria arxii CBS 175.79, 647 nucleotides long. RefSeq lists its product as uncharacterized. Lineage: Eukaryota; Fungi; Ascomycota; Dothideomycetes; Pleosporales. Bases 119 to 487 code for a protein of 122 amino acids. The transcript has a single exon. The record is from RefSeq and is a predicted model, not a curated record.